UAGCCUUCCUAGCACUGCCAGUAGGACUGGUGUCAUCAGCACAGCAGCUGUACUUUAGCCGGACUUCCCAGGACCUUGUCUCAAUGCCAACCGCCCAGAGCAGCCACCCCUCCGUCCCCACCUCUUCCUACCUGGACUGGCACCAGGAAGGCUCCAACAGCGGGGAGUGGUCCUCCAAAGGAGGUGCUCAGCCUGCAGAAAACCACCUCCCCACUGUGAUACUCCCCUCCCCGGGAUUGUUUCAUGUCACACACACACCCCACACCACUGGUUUGGCUUUUAAACACCCUCUCAUACAUGAUACAAGUGCUGUUAGUCCAAACACUGUGAGCUCUGCUGGAAUUAAACCAGAUCAAGGGACUCCUAGCCCUGUGAUUCGACCCCUGGAGCUGAGCUCUGGUGUUGCCGAUCAGGGUCGCACAUCCAAAUUGGUCAAGGUAAUUCAAGCCCAUAACCCAGAUACUGUCAGCACUAAGCAGGCCAGUGAUGGCCCGAGAUUUCCCAGCCCUGCUGUCCCACAUAGUGAGACAAAAACUGCUGCAAGAGGAACUCCUGUGUCCAGCUCUGCCUCUGAAAGAGGAGAUACACAGGAACAAGAACGAGCUGACUCCCUGGACCUCCCACAACACGUUGAGCCCUGGAGGCUGAGCAUAGAGCAACCCACCAGCCCAGGCCAGCAGUAUGUAACUGAGCUGCGGCCUUCCUCCUUUACUUCCUCCUCUUCCUCAGUGGACAUUGAACCUGCAUCAGGCCUGGCACUUAGGGAGUUUGCCCAAGGCAACUCCAGGCUGGCCAAGCCCCACACCAUCACCCUGAGGGAGGUGCAUGGUGACAUCAACGAACCUCCCACCAUGCCGUUAGUGGCAGAGCUGGAAGGCUCUGUCCCUCCUAUAGCCACCCCACCCGAAAACACCACUUUACCUGCCCCAACCCUUCCAUCCACCCCUGCCCUUGCCCACAAGCCCACCGAUAAGACGGUACCCGAUCCAACUGCCAUGCCAACCAACCACACUGUAACCAACAUCUCCACUGAUGGGGAAGGUCACGGUAGGGAUAUCCCUGCCCCGUCACCUCCACCCGAGGGUAAUGGCACAGAUGGUGCCUUGAGGAACGUUACUGUAGAUGAGGGGAUCAUCUUUAAUGGCAGCUCUCCCGAGCUGCCUCCGUCACAGGGGAACAGUUCACCCCCCUUGGAGCCCCCAUCCACAGCCAACGGGAACUUCCUGAACAGGUUGGUUCCCACCACCCCCAGAGACCCCAGGGUCCUUGGUAACAGCUCCGGUCCCACCCUGAACUCCCCGCUGUCCCGCACCACCAUCUGUUUCAGCAGGAUGGACAUUGUAUGGAUCGUGCUGGCCAUCAGUGUGCCCGUGUCCUCAUGCUCUGUGCUGCUGACCGUGUGCUGUAUGAGGAGAAAGAAGAAGUCGUCAAGCCAAGAGAACAACCUGAGCUACUGGAACAAUGCCAUCACCAUGGACUACUUCAGCAGGCAUGCUGUGGAGCUGCCCAGAGAGAUACACACUCUGGAGAGUGAGGAGCAUGACACCUGUCUACCCCCUAAUGGAGACUACAGCAGCAGCAGUGUGGUCCUGGUCAACCCUUUCUGCCAAGAAACCCUCUUCAUCAACAGAGACAAGGCCUCUGACAUCUAGGGAGAGAGGAAGACCCUGGUGACAUCACCAGUACCAGACUGUCAAAAUAAAAGUUGCUCUGAAAUAGCUGUCUCCCUCAAUAGCUUUCUAUCUCACCCCCCUCCCCACCCCCCGGCUGUCGUCGUCUAUUUUAUAUAUGUGAUAAAAUAUCCAGAGACUCAACUUUAUAUUGUGUAUGAGAAACACGAAGACCAGAAUGAAAGAAAGAGUGAUGUAAACAGACACUAUUUACAAUGAGGAUGCACCUGCAUAUUUUUCUGAUGUACAUUUUCUAUAAAAGCUUAAUUGUGAUAAAGGUUUUUAUGUCUUUAUAAAGAUACAGAGUAUAUGUGGGUUUUGUUUCGUUGCAGUGGCUUGAUGACGAGUGCACUGUGGAUGUCGCCUCUCGAACCCUGGCUUUUCUGAGAGAAAUGUGCUGUACAAACAUUUCAGUUUCUCUUGUCUCGUUUGUUAGUUUUCUUGAGUCAAACCCAAAAUCCUUAGCCUGUUGAACUUGAAUUCUGCACCUGUACCUAACUGUUGGAGGGUGGGAUUAUGGGUUGGAGAUAAAGGAAUAUGGAAGGUUUUUUUUUUUUUUACAAGCAAAAUGAGACCCCAUUAACACCUGGUUGUUAUCAUGCAAUCUAUAUCUUAUUAUCUGGGUAAUGAACAGCCUGAUCAUGCCCUUUGCAUUUACAUCUGGUAUUCAUGUGUUUCCUGUAUCUACUUUGUGUCUGCGUUUGCAAGCAAAUCCCAUAUUUUGCACGCACUGGGCAACGAAAACCAGCAGGCGGGAGAGUGGAAAAGCUGUCAUACAGCACUAAUUAAAACAAAAAACAGAAACAUCCAAGGGCAUUUGGGUGGCGUGGCAGUCUAUUCCGCUGCCUACCAACACGUGGAUCGCCGGUUCGAAUCCCAGCGUUACCUCCGGCCUGUCGUGCGGUUGGGAAGCUGGGUGUGGCUAUGUGUCCUGGUCGCUGCACUAGCGCCUCCUCUGGUCGGUCGGGGGCGCCUGUUCAGGGAAGGGAGGGGGAACUGGGGAGAAUAGCGUGAUGAUCCUCCCACGCGCUACGUCCCCCUGGUGAAACUCCUCGCUGUCAGGUGAAAAGAAGCGGCUGGUGACUCCACAUGUAUCGGAGGAGGCCUGUGGUAGUCUGCAGUCCUCCCCGGAUCGGCAGCCGUCCCGGAGCAGUGACCGGGACGGCUUGGGAGGGUGGGGUAAUGGGCCGGAUGCAAUUGGGGGGGGGUUAAAAAAAUCCAGAACGUUCACCAAAUGGUCAUUUUAACAGCUCGUUGGCACGAAAAACUACAAGUCAUUCGCUACAAUUGUGUUCGCAAGUGCGGUGACUGUUGCAUUAGCGACUUGUCUACUCUGACGGCAGUGGUGCGUGCCAUGAUUUGAUGAGUAAAUGACAGGCUGAGGGAAGACCCUCAAUGCAUUCAGCUGCUGGCUGUGGGGAUGACUCUCCCAGCCCCUGGGUGUCACUGAUGCGAGCGCUUGCUGUGUAUAGUAUUUGCACCUAGCAUCAAUACGUAUUUCUCUCUCAUCCGGGCCAGGGCGGCACAUCAAUACCAGGUGUAAAUGGGGCCUGAACGGCAUCAAGAUUUUAGCAGAAAGGAAACGGCUGUGUUACUAUGAACCUUCGUUGCUGAUUUGGGGUCAGCGGUCAGCAGAGGAAUAGUUUCAGGGAGUAACGCAUCUUUUGUCAAAAUUGAAGAGGACCCCCUCCCCCCCUUAUGUGUCACCAGCUUCUCUGAAGACAGACCACGUAGAUGUUUCAAUUCCAUAUAUCAAGAUGUUGUGGCUCUUAAUAUAACAGUGCAUGUGCACGAGUGGUCUGUUUCUGCACGUGUGUGUGCGUGCGUGCGUGUGUGCGUGCGUGUGCGUUCAAGUGUGUGGGGAAAAUUGAAAUACUGUACGUUGUAUGUUAACGUGCGUUGCCUCAUAACCAGAUAAUUGUUACUAAAGACAAAAUACAAUAUGUUGUAUUACGUUUGAUUCCGCUUCACCUGCUUCUAGCGCUGUAUGUUUGUGUGCGUGUGUGCGUGCUUGUUCGUCUUUCUCUUGGUCUCUGUAAUGUGGAGUGGAUACUGGCUGCAGCUCAGUUUGUGCUUUCGGUUCCUGAGCCCUGCAGGAAACAAUCAGACCAAUAACCCUUCAAUCUCUCCUUGCACGAGUGCAUUUUUUUUCUUUAUGAAUUCGAGUUUAGUUGAAGAAACUGAGUGAUUUUAAUUUAAUUGCUGGACCUGGCAAAUGUAAGACGCCAUCGCCAUCUUGACCACUGGAAAUACCGAGAUCAACAAAGUAUGCUGAACAUUUAGCCGACUAUGAGCACAUAUGGAGUCAGUUUCAUGAGAGAAAUACAUUUUAAUAUUUUUUUCAGUUAUUCUGUGGUCUCUUUUUUUUUGUAUCGUGGUUUCAUUUCAUUACAUUGCAGUUUUAUUCAGUAACCAAUGCUGCCUGCCUGCCUCUGUCAUAUCUUUAAAAGAAAUGUCUGCGUUGUAAGACGAUGUUCUUCAUCGGUUCGGAGGGGGACGUUGAAAAGUUGUUUUGUUCACCAUAUUGACGCGUACUGUGAUUGAUGCCCACAGGCUCAACUUAGACACUUCACCAAGAGUUCAAUUAGAGGGUGGAGCAGAGUUCAGCAUUAUGUAUUUUUUGUACCGUAGCAUACACUGUACUUUUUACUGCUGAGCAAUAAAAUAGA
Messenger RNA from Lampris incognitus (smalleye Pacific opah), 4339 nucleotides. It is a transcript of the gene tmem108, whose product is annotated as transmembrane protein 108. The record is from RefSeq and is a predicted model, not a curated record. Gene Ontology annotation, biological process: postsynaptic density organization; dendrite extension; retrograde axonal transport. Gene Ontology annotation, cellular component: early endosome; endosome membrane; postsynaptic density. Lineage: Eukaryota; Metazoa; Chordata; Actinopteri; Lampriformes; Lampridae. Bases 84 to 1652 code for a protein of 522 amino acids. The transcript has 3 exons.